Messenger RNA from Syzygium oleosum, 1961 nucleotides. RefSeq names its product ethylene-responsive transcription factor CRF4-like. The transcript has a single exon. NCBI's taxonomy places the organism in Eukaryota, Viridiplantae, Streptophyta, Magnoliopsida, Myrtales, Myrtaceae. Bases 610 to 1671 code for a protein of 353 amino acids. Gene Ontology annotation, biological process: regulation of DNA-templated transcription. The record is from RefSeq and is a predicted model, not a curated record. Gene Ontology annotation, molecular function: DNA binding; DNA-binding transcription factor activity.
CCGGAAAGAAAGAGGAAAUAAAAUUAGAAAAAGAUAUUUGCGAAUUCCGAUUUCGGCUGUUCGGGAUCCUAUAAAAUAGCGAUUCCAGUGUGUUCACUCUUCCCUCUCACUGCAACACCACCAACAACAGCUGUUGAACUCCCACAGAAACCUCUCUGCUUCCGCCAUUAAAGCACUCUCUCCGAGCUCCUGCUCCUCUUCUUCUUCUUCUGCACCUUCUUCGUACCGACUCCCCUCCUGUUGUUUUUUCUGCAAGUGAUUCUUGAUCGGGCAAAAUCUCUUAUAUAGAAAGAGGCUCUGGACAGGUCGCUGAGAGGGCUUCUUCAGGAACAAAUUUAUUGGCUUUCCUUCUUAUUUGCCUCCAGAAUCAAUUCUCCAGGAAAAUCCAGACAACCUGCCUCCAGUAAAAUCUCCCCCGGAUCCUCCCUUUUCUGCUCUUAGAUCCUCGCCAUAUAUACAGGGUCUCUCUCAUCUCCUGUAUCACUCCCGCUCAGAUUCACUAGCCCCUCCUGCAUCUCCUGCAUCUUCUUCUUUCGCUCGCCUUUUCUGCUUUUUGUUGGGUGUCCAUAGAUGCGAGUUUUUUGAGUGAGUGACAGCCAGGAGGAAAGGAUGGACGACUGUUUCUUGAACCCGGUGAAGUACACCGAGCACCGGACGGUUACGAGGAAGCUGACCAGGGCCGCGCGCAAGAACGGCCCGCCCGAGCCGACCCGGGUCGUGCGGAUAUCCGUCACCGACCCGGACGCGACCGACUCCGACAGCGACGACGAGGCGGGCGAGCCCUUCUUCCUUCCCCGCCAGCGCGUCAAGCGCUACGUGCACGAGAUCAACGUCGAGCCGGCCUCGUGCGGCGGCGCGCAGACGGGCUCGAUCUCUCGCAAGAGGCCGAGCCUUGCGCAGCCCGACGCCCCGAAGAGGCCGCUGAAGGCGGCGGCGGCGGCUAUGGAGAUGGGCUCCGGGAGGAAGUUCCGGGGCGUGAGGCAGCGCCCGUGGGGUAAAUGGGCGGCGGAGAUUCGGGACCCGGCGCGUCGCGUGCGGCUGUGGCUGGGGACCUACGACACGGCCGAGGAGGCAGCCAUGGUCUACGACAACGCGGCAAUCAAGUUGCGCGGGCCCGACGCGCUCACCAACUUCACCACUCCACUGGUCACGGACAUCGAAGAAGCCGCUGCCGCAGCAGGCGCCGCCGGGGACAAUAUCAACACCGCGGGGUGCGGCUACGACUCCGGCGACGACUCGCGCAACCUCUCAUCUCCGACAUCGGUCCUCCACUUCCGGACGCAGUCCUCCGGGGAGGAGUCCGAGCCGGCCGGACCGGCCCGACAAGCCGAACCCGCGGAGCCGGUUCAGGAGCAGCCCGAGAUGUCCAAGCCGCCGCCGGCGAAGGAGGAGGUCCAGGAGUGCCAGGGAGAGACGGGCGAGUUCGUGCACCUGGACCUGCCGUUCCUGGACGAGUUCUUCAACUUCGACCCGCCGGAGUCGACGCUGUUCGACGAGGCGACGAUAGGGACGUUCUCGGACCGCCUGCUGGCGGAGGAUUUCAUGAGCGACAUCUUCGUCGACCAGCCGGAGGACUUCGGGUCGUUGUCCCCGAUGGACAUGUGUCAGGUGGACGAUUAUUUUCAAGACAUCGGAGAUUUGUUCGCAUCGGAUCCUCUCGUGGCCCUUUGAAAAAGUUUUGAAACUCUUGAUUUCCUCAGAGAGGGAAAGGUACUGAACUGUCGCUGUUGGCCGGCAGAUUUUCCGGCAGUUCCUGCACCGGCGGCGACGAAAAUCCGGCCAGUUUUGCUCGGAUUCAAAAAAUUUUGGGGGAGUAGCUCUUUUUUAAUUAAAUUAUCGAUUUUGUUUAGAUUUUUUAUUAGAGAAUAUUUUUGGUAGCAUUAAUCGGGGGAUUUGAGUGCAGUUGUGGCGAGAUUUCAUACCAUUUUGCGGGGGAUAAUCACAAUGAUUAGGCCAAUUUU